This is a messenger RNA of Odocoileus virginianus texanus, 2549 nucleotides long. NCBI's taxonomy places the organism in Eukaryota, Metazoa, Chordata, Mammalia, Artiodactyla, Cervidae. The record is from RefSeq and is a predicted model, not a curated record.
ACACAAUGGAGCUAUUUCUUUGUGCCUAUGCAGAGAAUGUUGGACUGCAGCGAGUCACGAGAACUUCUGCAGCAGAAUGUCACUGCAGUUUCUCGUAACAAUCAAUGGUGCUGCAUCUGCUGUGGCGUGGAUCACAGUGACAGGUUGCUUGAUGAUCCAUGGCUUGGCUUUGGUCAGGAGGAGCAACUUCUGACAAUACCAUUGUACUGUGUGCAACUCCCAAGCUUUUUGAAAAGGCUCUGAUGAUCUCUGGGUCUCUGUGGGUGGGCAGGGGUUCCCCAAACAGGGGCCUGCAUUUUAAGUCCUGGGAAAUCCAUUAUCAUCUUCGAUCCCAGCCUGCUGAUGUGAGGCUCAGUUGGCCAGAUGUCCAGUCUGAUGGCAGGCCUUCUCUGCCGUGGUCUUGGUUUCUCUUGGAUUAUGGAAGUCAGGGAGUCAGGGGUCCUUCUCUGGCCAGAUAAGCGGCUUGUCAUGAGCAAGCCCACCAAGUGAUGUCUGAGAACUGGAGACCAACCCCCAAAAGACCCAUGUUCACAAAAAUACCAUGACUGGCCAUAAUUAACUACUGAGAAUUGCUUCGUCCAACUCAACAUUGAUGUUUACAACACUGGCUGCAUCUCGGCUCAGCCAGCACUGGUCUGAGCAGCUCCUGUUGGACGUGGGCCUGGGCCAUCUCGAGUCUUUAAACUUGAAUUCCUCAGCAGCUUCAGCUGCAGCCCUGUGGAAAGGGGCUGGAGGCUGGUGAAGCCCAAAGAGGGGAGGGGUCACAUAGGAAUUGGGCCGAGCCUUCCCUCAUCUGGGGACUGGUCCCUGCAGGGCUGUGACCCCCCCUUCCUCCUCGUGGUUCUGAAGCACCCCUCCCCCACUCCCUCCACCCUCCUUCUAACCUGGGUCUGGCUCUCUCCCAGAGCUGGGAGAAAGCAGGCGGGACGGUGGUUGGGCAGUGGUGACAGCAGUGCUGGCCUGUCCUCCUCAGCCUUCCAUACGCCCCCGGCAGGGCAGUGCUGUGGCCACAAGGCCCUGGCACAGAGAGAGUUACAGCUGGGGCCCCUCCCGGUCUCCAGGGCCCUGUCCCCUAGCAACAGCCCUGCCCGGCAGGACGCACUGCCAGCGCUGGGCAGAGCAGGCAGGAGGCAGGCAGAGAGGCCACCCGGACUCCAGGACAGAUCAAGGCAGCCAGUCCGUAGCCUGGUGGCUGAGUCGGAGCCCCCCCUCAGAUCUCUCGCCCAUCCAGCCACCCAGAGAGCCCGGAGCCAGCAUGGAUGCUGUGGACACCACCAUGGAGAAGCUCCGAGCCCAGUGUCUGUCGCGAGGGGCCUCGGGCAUCCAGGGUGUGGCCAGAUUUUUCCGCCGCCUGGACCGGGAUGGAAGCCACUCCCUGGAUGUGGGGGAGCUCCAGCGGGGCCUGGCUGAGCUGGGGCUGGUGCUAGAUGCAGCUGAGACGGAGGGCGUGUGCAGGCGCUGGGACCGCGACGGCAGCGGGACGUUGGACCUGGAGGAGUUCCUGCGAGCGCUGCGGGUGAGCUGGGGGUGCCGCACUCUCCUGGGCCCAUCGCUGUCGGUGUGGAGACCAAGGGGAGCCUCUGUGCUUCGUACCCCCCAGUUACCACAACACCCUCCCCAGCCCCCCAUGUCCCAGGCCCGGGAGGCGGUCAUCGCAGCGGCGUUUGCCAAGCUAGACCGCAGUGGUGAUGGCGUGGUGACCGUGGACGAUCUCCGGGGGGUAUACAGUGGCCGCGCUCACCCAAAGGUGCGGAGCGGGGAGUGGACUGAAGAGCAGGUGCUCCGCCGUUUCCUGGACAACUUCGACUCCUCUGAGAAGGACGGGCAGGUGGGUGCAUGCAUACUCCGGUCCCUCGCCCACACCUUCAGACGCCCCCAACCGCCUGUCUGCCCCCAGGUCACACUGGCGGAGUUCCAGGACUACUACAGUGGUGUGAGCGCCUCCAUGGAUACAGAUGAGGAGUUUGUGGCCAUGAUGACCAGCGCCUGGCGGCUGUGAGCCGUGCACCCCCAUGCAGCUGGCACCCUGGAGCCAAGGCCUCUCUCAUCUGGGCUUGGAGCUGAGCAGCCCUGGGGUGGGGGUGGGGAGGAGUGUGGGGGGACUGAAGCCACAGAACCCACUGUACUGCUUGGCUACCAGUUCCCCUGAUGACUCACUGGCUCAGGACCCCAGGGGGAAAGGCCCCUUGCCCACAUCGUGCUGAUCCCAAAGCUCCUCACAUCCCUGCUCAGCGAACCCUGCCUGCCAGCACCCCUACCCCUCCCUGUGGGUCCCCAGGGAAGCCAGGCCGCACCUGGCGGGGAAGCGGACAGCUCUUGUGUGAAGCUGGCCACUGUGAGUCUUGGAAGGCGGCCAUGGGUCACCUGCCCAGGUGUGCAGUGUGGGGCAGAGGCCGCCACCCUGCAGGCAGGCCAGGCUGCUUCCUGGUCAGGUUGUCCGGCUUCCUGAGGCCCCUGGGGCACGCAGGAGGCCAGUGUUUUAGUUAAAAGUUUUAAUGUAGUUCCCAAAUACAUUUCAUAUGACAAUCUUACAUAAAUGUUUCAAAACA